Molecule: messenger RNA, 1337 nt
Organism: Pelodiscus sinensis (Chinese soft-shelled turtle)
Lineage: Eukaryota; Metazoa; Chordata; Testudines; Trionychidae
Product: cryptic protein-like
Biological process (GO): determination of left/right symmetry; anterior/posterior pattern specification; blood vessel development
Cellular component (GO): cell surface; extracellular region
Molecular function (GO): activin receptor binding; nodal binding
Source: RefSeq, a predicted model, not a curated record
GGGUGGACUCGCAGACUCAGAGAAAUGAUAAACUGUCACUACCUCAGCGAGGAUCUACAAGCAGUCGGAGCUAGGAACUAUGUCUCAUCUAUAUUGCUAUGGUCUGGAGAUAACAGGAAAAGUUUUCUCAGUUUGCUCUUCGCUCCUCUUUUCCCCUGUCCCUUGAUGCAGCAGCCCCAGUGUAUGGCAUGAAGAUUGCUGCAUGGAACAGCCUAGACUGAGUUACUUGGAAUCGUGCUUCUAGUCAAGCAGCUGGGACUCACACUAGAAUUCCAGAGUGAAGAAAAAUGUACCGGGGACAGCACGUUAGAAUUCUUUUCACUGUGAGUCUGGCUUUACAGGUCAUUCAUUAUGGAAAAGGCCGUGAAAAAGAGGAGCACAAAAGUGAUGGAGAAAAUGUCCAUGCGACAGCCCUAAAGCAACAACCAAAAAAUCAAGGCACUGCUCUAAGUAUGUUUAGUGACAUGAAUCGGAGUGAUGAGAGCAACAAGCUACAGAGUUCGAGGACUUUUGUCCCUUUCACUGGACUUACAGAUAGUAAAAAACUUAACAGACAUUGUUGUCAAAAUGGAGGCACCUGUAUCCUGGGCAGUUUCUGUGCAUGCCCCAAACACUUCACUGGCAGAUACUGUGAGCACGAUGAGCGGAAUAGCAACUGUGGCCACGUUGCCCAUGGAGCUUGGGUGCAAAAGGGUUGUCGACUAUGUCGAUGUGGCUACGGGAUACUGCACUGUCUUUCGGAAACGAUACAAGCCAACUGUGAUCUAAGAAUGGAAGAGGAGGAAUUUCUCAGGUUACGUUCUAGUGGCCGGAGAUUACACCAAACAAUGGGCUCUCUCAUUCUCCUACUCUUCUGCUUCCUCACGUUGCUCUGCAGCAGGCUCCAUCUGCAGCUUUGAUACUGGCUAGAUGGAGGGGGACUUGAGAACUGAAAUUCCCUCCCUUUAAGUUUUGCCCACUGACACAAGCCUUUUUCUCAACUGGCUGAAGGACAAGAGGUGAAAUGUACUCUCCAUCAAAUUGUCCUCUUUAACUUAAAGAGGCCUCUACUUACUUACCUCACUGACAGGAACACUUUAUGGGUCAAUUAGUUAACAUUAGUAAAGAGCUCCGAUUACAAGAAGCACUAGACUGUAUGAAUGCUAUGUAUUAAUUCUUAUACUUCUAUCGGGGUCUGAUUUAAGCAGUCUCUAGCUUUGAAGUAUUGGCUCUUCCAGUGGAAGAAACCCCUCCAUGUUCUAUGCCAUAAGCAUUGGAAAUUAUAGCUUUUAUUUCUGUUGUGUGUCUGUAUAUUUAACAUAUUUAAAAAAAUAAAACAAAUCUUAUUUCCAAGGAUC